AUGAGUGCUGUAUCCGAGUGUAGGCUGUUCCUGGAAACGCUCCGCCUGGAGGAAAGCGACUCCUCACACCUGUCACGGCAGCCAGGUCCUGGUGACGAGUGGGACACAGACCUCGACACUGACGAGGACGAAGGUAACAAAGCUGACUUGUCGCCAGCUGAGAUCUACCAACACGCCUGCCGGGUGGUUGGCGUAGUUCCCGUCAGUUACUACCUACGAAAUUUGAGCGACAGCAUUCUGAACCUAAACCACCGCGGGUUGGGCCCCCUGGGGGUCAAGGCGCUAGCCAUCGCCCUGGCGUCUGACGUGCGCCUCACAACGCUGGAGCUGAAGGACAAUUACUUGCUGGCCGAAGGGACCAGAUACAUCGUGGAGAUGCUUAAGGCAAAUGUGACUAUUCAGAAUCUGAACCUCUCAAAUAAUCAUUUGCAGACUGCAGGUGCCGAGUGCAUUACAAAAUUUUUGGUGGACAACAUCUCAAUCCAGUCACUCAAACUCUCAGGAAACGGAUUCAAAGAAGAUGAUGCCAAAUACUUUGCAGACACCUUUUCUACUAACUACAGAGUAAAGGAGUUGGACCUGAGUCACAAUGACUUCUCUGGAAAAGGAGGGGAGCAUCUAGGCCAGCUGCUAGCAAGCAAUGAGGGCCUGGAGACGCUCGACCUGAGCUGGAAUCACCUGAGAAUGAAAGGUGCUGUGGCUCUUUCUGCAGGACUCAAGGGCAACAUCACCCUGAAACACCUGGACCUUUCCUGGAAUGGCUUUGGGAACGAGGGGGCCCUUGCCUUGGGGGAAGCCCUCAAAUACAACAACACCUUGGUGCUCCUGAACCUGAGCCACAACCGGAUUACCAACGAGGGAGCAGAAAUGCUAUGCAAGGGCUUGGAGGCCAACGACACACUACACACGCUCCGGCUGGCCUAUAACACCUUGACAGUGGAAGGAGCACUGGCACUCCUAAACACAGUGAAGAACAGCCACAGAUCUGCCCUGGAGGAAAUCAACAUCUCAAACGUGCUGGUGAACGAGAACUUCGUGCGGCUGCUGGAGGUGACGCGCCAGUGGCAUCCUGGCCUGGAGGUGCAUUAUGGAGGAGUAGGCGGCUUCAUGGCCAAGAAACCCAACAAACGCCCCGACCCCAUGAAAGUCAUCCAGGAUUACCUUGAUGAGCGCAAAUUGCGCCUCUGGGACUUUUUUCGGAACAUCGACAAAGAUGGGACGAUGCGCGUGCCUGUCUCAGACUUCCGGAGAGCAGUGCAGCAAUCCACCAUACCACUAGACCGGCACCAGAUUGAGGAGCUCAUACAGAAGCUGGAUAAGGACAGAACAGGAUUAGUGGACUACAGAGGCCUGGCAGACACCAGGAAGAAGAUGAUGCGGGAUCACCGGCGACAGCUGCGUAAGGUGGAGUCACGGCAGAAGAAGGAAAAGCAGAAGAGCGAGCGCAUCUUGAAGACCUUCCAGAGUGCUGUGGAGGCAGUGACACCCCGCAGUUCCGUUGUCAUGUCCCCAGGUGGCGCCAAAGAGGACUCGAGUGGCCCACAGCGGUUCUUGGCCACGCCUCUCAGUUCCUGGCACCAUGUGGUCAUGUCCAAUAGCGGCCACUACUCCGUGACCAACAUGAGCAACGAGCACUUUCACCUGCCCUCCAUUGGGGGUCUUGCCACUUCCCGCCCACCCAGCUCACCAUCAACAUAUUCCUACUCUCGUCUCAACCUGCAAACCCCCUCAGUCAAGCUCCACUUAGACCAGGUCACAGACUUGUGCACCAGUCCUGAUGUUAUGACUCUUAAGCUGAGCCCCACAACUGAUCAGCUAACCAGGUCCAGGCCAGCCCUCAGCCUAAAAGAGUCAGGCCCAAAUGUCAAGACCACCAAGGCAAAGAAAAAGAAAUCAAGGAAACGUGGGCAAUGCAGUUAGCAGGGUCAACUAAACCCUGAGCCCAGAGCUCAUCUCACAUGUACAAAGUGUUUCACUCAGCGGCAUCAUGGAUGUGUGUGUUUCUUCCUGGUCAUAAAGCACUGCCUGUUGUGCACAGACAAUAAUUUGGAUGGAUUCCUCUGACAGGCAGAAGAUGAAAGCUUGCUAUAUACAGCUGGCAUAAUGAUUUGAACUCAAUGUAUUGCAGCAUAAUUGACUCAGAACUCAGAGCAGAAAAUACAACAAAUCAGAGCUCCUCAGCUCAGGCCCUAGAGGACAGAAGACUCUCUUUUCCUGACUGAAUCAAAUAUUCAUAAAAUCUACUCUCAUUCCCAGGGACUUUUAUUGUCUAGUUAGAAUAGUACAAACAAGCCUAACAAGGAGACCCUUACAUUUUUUUUUUAGAUCAUUGCACAUUUUUUAAUAUAUUCAAAAAAUGCUUUAUAUAUUUAUAUAUAUAUUAUCCUUGCAUUUUAAAAGUUAUUCUGUAGCAUAACCUUACCCACAUCUGAGUACAUGUUUGAUACUGAUAAUUAACUAUUACAGAAACAUGCACUUUACAGAAAACAGUUUGGUGACCCUGUGGCCUCCGGGUUUCAUGGUCCCUGCGGUUUGUGCAUCUUAUAUGAGGGGGGCAGCUUGUCAAUGCCAUACUACAUGCAGGAAGUCAAUAAUAUGAGCAUAAGCCAGGCAAGUAAGACAAGGUGUGAGGGGAUAUCAGCUUUAGGGAAUAUUGUCAGGUACACACACACACACACACACACACACACACACACAUAGACCCAAAUGUAACUUUAUUGCCACCCCUUCAUUAAUUCGAGUGUCCCUUCCUAUAUGUAUAUUUAUGUAACUCUUUAAAGGGAAGAUCACAAACAACUGUAAAGGAACUUCAGGAAGGAUUACAUGUGAUGGCUUUGGGAAGGAACCUAAUCUUCUCUAAGAUAAGAACCUGAAACCAAGACAUCCAUUAGAGACCUUGUCAGAAAGUGAAAUCUGGGGCCAUUUCAGUAUCUGCGCCCCUAUGCAGCCUCUGGGACACAGGAGUGAGAGGAACAGGGAGGUGGGGGAGGCAGGCCAAUGUGCCCAUGGGGCCAUUAGGUCCAAGAACUCCUGCCCAGACAGAGAGCUCGUUCCAGUUGGAGGACACCAUGCCGAUCAACCACAAACUGGGCCUGGAAGCUAGCAGGGUGUUCCUCCAUCAAGGCAUCAGUGGGCAACACAUUUUUGGGUCAUUUACAGCAUCUGCUCUUUCAACCUGUGCAAGAAGGUCAGGACUGAUACUUCUGCAGUCCCUUUGAGAAGUCUGAGGAGAGAUACCUGGACUACAGCCCCACAGAUCCAAACCUCUACAUGCACAAUAACAAAGGCUACUAUGUCUUACAGUGUGAAGUUUAAUAAUGCUAAGUUAUUUCAAGGAAAUCUCUCUGUUAUACUGUCACUGAUGUCGUUGAAUGUUGACAACUGAAAA
Paramormyrops kingsleyae is the source of this 3388-nucleotide messenger RNA. It is a transcript of the gene lrrc74a, whose product is annotated as leucine rich repeat containing 74A. Gene Ontology annotation, molecular function: protein binding; calcium ion binding. NCBI's taxonomy places the organism in Eukaryota, Metazoa, Chordata, Actinopteri, Osteoglossiformes, Mormyridae. The record is from RefSeq and is a predicted model, not a curated record.